CGCUACGGCGUGGACGUGCGGCUACGCGCUACAAACUUCGCGAGUUUGGUUUUGAAUAGUGUUGGAUCCUCAAUCAUGAAGAGUUACUCCAAGAGCGUGGUGGUGCUGGCAGCCGUGUGGCUUGUGGUGGGGUCUACCGCCUCGCCGGUGCGGCGCUCUCCAGACCUGGAGGCUAGACGGAGGAGCGCCAUCGACCGCAGUAUGAUCAGAUUCGGCCGAUCGUACCCCCCAGAGCCAUCGGCAGCUGACAUCAGAGACACCCUCCCCCGCCCCUCCCGAAGAGGCAACAGCUUCCUCCGCUUCGGAAGAUCGCAGCCUCUCGCUCUAACAGCCGACGACCUGUUCACCCUCCUCAGAAACUACGACGAAGACUACGAUACCCCUGACAAGCGCUCCUCCAGCUUCCUCCGCUUCGGAAGAGGCCCCAGCUUCAUCAGGCUAGGCAGGUCUGCAGAAGACGACAAGGCCACCUACGAACAGACCUCGGAUUUGGUCGUCAGCGGAUACCCUCAGAGGAAAAGCAGAGCGCGAGACCACUUCAUCAGACUCGGCCGUGACAAUGAGGAGCUGGAUAAGGGUGAAAUGGAAGAAGAAGAAAGAAGGAAGCGCUCCGCAGAUGCGUACUGCCACGACUGUCAAGCGUAAUGUGAUUUUAUCUAUGGUCAGAAUUCCUAAGCAUUUUACUAGGAUCUAGUUCUGGUAAAGUGCUUGGAUUUCUAAGGCUGUUUUCCAUCUGUUCGACUUUUAUGGAUACAGCGUUGUCUAUGGAAAAUAACUUUUCGUAUUCUUAUACUCAUCUUCCUUUAAUCUGGGCUCAAAUCUGUUGCUUUUUGUAAAUCUAUUUUCCAUAGACGACCAAAUUCUUCCUCCCACAGUUUUCUAACGGCUAACGAUUCUAAAAUGAGGCUAAGUUUGUGGUGCAUUGAUAAAUGUAUAUGAAUUUUAAUCAUACGUACUAUAAAGUAUAUUUAAUUAUGUAUUUACUAUAAUAGAUGAAAAUGUUAAUUAUCUAAGAAUAUUUUUCUUCAGAUUUCAAAAUAGAGUUAUUUCUAUUUUAAAGCAAAAUACGCUUAGAGGUACAUUUACUUAUUUUAAAUCUUUUGUAGCUUCAAUUUGGUGAAAAAAAGACGUUAUAACUCCAUAAGGCCACCACAAAAUGUCCAAUUUCUUCGGUUGAAUUUAAACUAUAAAAUAUAAGGUUCCAACAUGGGGAACAAUUUAAAAUCUAUGGUGGAAAUUCUUCAUAUUGUGGUAGCUUACUGAGUUUAAUUAGCUGACAGUCGUACAAAUUAUUAUAUUCGCAUCUUCGUUAUAUUUAGGCUCGUUUAUUUUAAAAGAACUGACCACUAAACUCUACUUUGAAGUUUAACUAUUCACUAAUUCUAAUGUAAUAGAUAAUUUAAGUACAUUUAACGGAGUGCAAGUAUCUGAGAGAUAGUUUUUAAG
Messenger RNA from Ostrinia furnacalis (Asian corn borer), 1446 nucleotides. It is a transcript of the gene Fa, whose product is annotated as FMRFamide. Lineage: Eukaryota; Metazoa; Arthropoda; Insecta; Lepidoptera; Crambidae. The coding region runs from base 76 to 645 and encodes 189 amino acids. The transcript has 3 exons. The record is from RefSeq and is a predicted model, not a curated record.